AGACCGGGUCGAGCCAAUCUCGCAAAUGAAUAAAACACAUAUAAGACUAAUGACAGUAAGUUAAAUAAUUAGUGGAGGGUGGCUAAAUCAUAUAUAGUAUUUCAUGAUAAUUUUUCCUUAAAUUUGUUUUAAAAGUAACUAAUUUGACAACUUUUCGGGUCGGGUUCGGAUCAUCAUUAUUGGGUCAAUUUCGGUUCGGGUCACUUCCGGGUUCGGAUCAUAUUCGGGUGUAUUUUACGAUCGGGUUGUUUGGAGUCAUUAUUUUCUGGCGAAAAACGGGUCUCGUGUUGGUUGUUUCGGGUCGGGUCAACGGGUAGGGUCUAUUUUGUCGGCUAUAGUCGCACGUCGCUGCUUCCUUUAUCUAUUACUAGUCUUAAUAAUAAAAAAUCAACAAAGGCAUAAAAGUAUAGCCGGCAAAAUAGACCUGUAUUCGUGACCCAACCCGAGAUCCGUUUUCCACUCGAAUAGAACCGAACUAGAAAUAAAUCGGCCCGAUUCAAACCCGACCCGAAAGUAAUAUAGACCCGAAUGUGAAUCUAUCUGACGCGGAAGUGACCCGGCCCGUAAUUGACCCGAUAAAAUUAUUACGAAAUACCAUAUAUGAUUUAGCUAAUGUUCAUUAAUUAUUUAACUUACUCUCAUUAGUCUUAUAUGUGUUCUAUUUACUUGCGAAAUUGAAAAACUUGAUUAACCCGACCCGAGAUGACCCAAAGUAUCAUGGACAUGUAUUCGACCCGACCCGAACGUAACCCGAACACAAAAUUGACCCGAUUAUGGCCCUACCAGUUUGCCACCUUUACGUAAAAGAGUAGAAAAUCUUUUUUAAAUGAAUGAAAAUGCACUUUGCAAUUUAUGUUUAGUAUAUAGUUAGCUUCUACUCCCUCCGUUUCAUUUUAAUCUACACACUUACACUUUUCACGCAUGUCAAUGCAAACCUUUGAGGACAUAUAUCUUUAGUUUUGCAUUUGUAAAAAUUAUAAAAAGUACAUAUUAAUAAAAUACAUGUUAUGAUGAAUCUAACAAGAUCGCACAUGAUUAAAUUUCAUCCAUGUAUAAAUCACAAAUGAUGGUCAAAGUGAAAUUUGUGAAUAGUGUAAAAUAUCGAAGUGUAACAAUUAAAAUGAAACGGAGGGAGUACUAGUUAAUAACCAAGCAAUGCUCUAGCUUUUUCUUAAUUAACAUAUAUGAAUAAGUAAUAAGAUCUUUUUAACUUGUAAGUCAUAAAAGAAAAUCAAACUUACAGAAGUUGUUUAUAACUUGUAAAGAUAUAUGCAUAUAAAAUUUAGAGUUUUUUCAAAUUGUUAAUAUAAAAUUGUUAUUUAAUAAAGAUAAAAGAAGAGUUCAAAUCAAAGUGCUCUUAUAAACUAAAGUACUAGUUCUACAUAUGAAACUAGUUUUUUGUCCCGAUCAUGCCCUAGGUUAUUAACAUUUUUAUUUUUUAAAAAAAUAUCAUCUAAUGGUGUAUAGCUUAUUGGUUAGAACUUUAGUAUCUUAAAUUGAGGUCACGUGGUCGAUCUUAUACGGACCAUAUUUCUAAAUUUUUAAUAUAUCUUAAUGGCGUGGAAUGAACAAUUAACGGGAGAGUGCCGCAUAACGCAUAGAAUUGCUUAAAAACACUUUUAAAUAUAUUAGUAUAGAUGUUUUCAAUUCAAUACUUUGCUAUAUAUUAUUUAUUAAUAAUAAACAUAAAUUCAUCAGUAUAUAAUUUAACCUUAUGAAAUUGCCAAUAUCUAAAUGAAAAAGAGAUUUGCAAGAUAGCGACUUAGUAGACAUAUUAUGCCAGUGAAAGUGGAAACUACCUACUGAGUACUACACUAGGCCCACAACAUAUUUAUAAAUGAACUAGACCCUAGGGAAACCACUGGACUAAGCUUCAAUUCACGAUUAGUAAGGCACAUGCUUCAUUAUAUCCUAAAGCUUUCUAAUUUUUGGGCUCUUUUUAAGUUUGGGUAGUGGGCGGUUGUCCUUUUCGCGCGCCAUCCCUCAUAGAUAAGCUUGAGUCUUAUAUGCACGCAAUGUGUGCAAAAGUAAAGUGGAAAACAAUAUUAUAUUAUUAAAUCUCAUAACCUAAAAUAAUAGAUAAGAAACAUUGUUCAUAGAGAUUUGACAAAUUUUCCGUUUAGCAAACAUUAUAUAUAUAGAUGAGUUUGUCUUGUAAGAGACCGCCUACUUUAAAAUUAAAAUUAGAUAAUGGUAAGACCAAUAUUAAAAAGAGAAUUAGCCCAAUAGUAACUAGGUUAAUUUCUUUCAAGGACUAGUUUAAUCCAUAUAGUGACUAGGUUUACUUUUAUAUUAAAAUUAGACCGCUUUUUUUAAUAAUUUUUGUAUGUAAUAACGUGCAUAUGGAGUGAAAUUCAUUGCUUAUAUAUGUUUGUAUCAUUUGUUAAAGUUAUUAUAAUUAUAUUAUUAUGUGAGUGAAAGUAUAUUAGUCUUUUGACGUGGACACCAAACUUUUCAACAGUUCGUCUUAUAUAAUGGUGUAUAAAGGGUUUGUAAAUUGUGUGUUGCACACAUUGCACACUAGUGAAAGAGCAUUUAUGCCCUUUGAAUCUAAUCUUAAAAUAACAAAGUAAAAGUAAAUCAUAAUUUGGGCAAAUCUCUUAAAAUCCGUUAUAAACUAGCAAGAUUAGAGUCUAUACAAUUUCUGUUAGAACAGAAUCUCUGUUUAAAACUUUUAACUUCCUAUAAAUAAAACCCAUUUCCCCAAAAUCAGCUAUACCAUACCAUUUGUACUGUAAAUUUCUUCUGUAAUCCAUCUUUUUUAAUCUUCUUGCAUCAAUCAAAAUAUUCUAAAACACACCAAAAAAACAAAAAGAGAGAUAGAAUUUCACCAAAAGAGAGAAAAAAAAAACAACAAAACAAACACAAAGAUGGAGAAAAUGGAGAUUGUUCUGACUCCACAAUUGGCACCAAAAGUUCAUGGAGGAACAGGAGGUACGUACUAUGCAUGGUGUGACUCUGAACUUCCCAUGCUACGUCAAGGUAACAUUGGUGCCUCGAAACUCGCGCUUCAAAAAAAUGGCUUCUCUCUUCCUGCUUAUUCUGAUUCCUCCAAAGUUGCCUAUGUUCUUCAGGGCAGUGGUAGUUGUGGGAUUGUCCUUCCAGAAAAGGAAGAGAAAGUAAUACCAAUCAAGAAAGGCGAUGCAAUAGCCCUCCCUUUCGGUGUAGUAAACUGGUGGUACAACAAAGAAGACACAGAACUAGUCAUUCUCUUCCUAGGUGACACCUCGAAAGCCCACACAGCUGGUCGCUUCACAGACUUUUUCUUAACAGGAUCAAAUGGCAUCUUCACUGGUUUCAGUACAGAAUUUGUAAGCCGAGCAUGGGAUUUAGAUGAAAAAACAGUGAAUGCUCUUGUAGGGAAUCAACCUGGGAGUGGAAUAGUCCAGGUUGAUGCAUCAGCCAAAAUGCCUGAACCCAAGAAUGAGAACAGGAAGGGCAUGGUAUUGAACUGUGAGGAAGCUCCUUUAGAUGUGGAUAUCAAGAAUGGUGGGAGAGUAGUAGUUUUGAACACCAAGAACUUGCCCUUGGUUGGCGAGGUUGGCCUUGGGGCUGACCUUGUGAGGCUCGAUGGCAGUGCAAUGUGCUCUCCUGGAUUUUCGUGUGACUCUGCACUGCAGGUCACAUACAUUGUUCGAGGGAGUGGCCGUGUUCAAGUUGUGGGCAUCGAUGGAAGAAGGAUGUUGGAAACUACAGUGAAGGCAGGACAACUGUUUAUUGUUCCAAGGUUCUGUGUUGUCUCCAAGAUUGCUGAUCCUUCUGGGAUGGAGUGGUUCUCUAUCAUCACUACACCUAACCCAAUAUUCACCCAUUUAGCAGGAAAGACUUCAGCAUGGAAGGCUCUAUCCCCUGAAGUCCUGCAGGCAGCUUUCAAUGUGAGCGCGGACAUAGAGAAUAAAUUCCGAUCAAAGAGGACUUCGGAUGCCAUCUUUUUCCCACCUUCUAACUGAGAGGAUAAAUCUUUCCCUUACAUAACUUCAAGUUGUCUCAUAACCAGUAUAUGACCUCAAAUUUUGUCACUUCUAGCAUUAUCUUCUUGUAUUAGCUAGUGUAUCUCCAUACAUUCUUCACCUUUGUUUGUGCUAUUGAAACACAAUUACUGCUAGGUUUUCUAGUAGACGUCGGCUUUUGUUGCUAUAGAGUGAGGGUACUGGAAAUAAAUACUAGCUUUCAAACUCGUGCUCAUCUUAUACACAGCUUUUGUGAUAAUA
Messenger RNA from Beta vulgaris subsp. vulgaris (sugar beet), 4211 nucleotides. Its product is annotated as glutelin type-D 1. The coding region runs from base 2871 to 3950 and encodes 359 amino acids. The transcript has 3 exons. The record is from RefSeq and is a predicted model, not a curated record. Gene Ontology annotation, molecular function: nutrient reservoir activity. NCBI's taxonomy places the organism in Eukaryota, Viridiplantae, Streptophyta, Magnoliopsida, Caryophyllales, Amaranthaceae.